GCGAUAUUUCGUUUCGUUUGCACCGUGUGGCUCUUGGCUCUAUUUUGCCGGUGACGUCACGUAUAGAGCGCGUAAAUCGUCGUUGUUUUGAUUGAGUAAUGGUAGUUUUGUGUAUUUAAAUGACCAAUAAUUACUGACAAUAUGUGAUAAGUAGUUACUUUAUUCGUUAUUUUUAAUUGGACUUUUGUGCCAGUUGAGUACUUUUUUGAAGUUUUAAAGAACUUGAGCUGAAAUUAGAUCAGAAAGCCUGAUAUGACCAUCUAACGGAAACGGUCUAGUGUCUCAACUGGACAAGACUUAGAAAACAUGCCACAAACCAUUAAACCUAACCAGCCACCGAGCACGUAAUGAGCCGGCUCUGGGUGACCCUUAUCAGCGUUCUGACCUUGUGGGGUGCGAUCGGGGGGGUCGGUACCACCCAGUGCCCCGAUCCGACCGCGAACCCCUUUUGUCACUGUUACGAUUUUGAAAAUGGAAUCUACCUGGAAUGUCCCGCCGCUACUGCUCAAACUUUGAAGUUGCUGUUUGACGUCGUCAAAGUGCCUGUGCAGUCCCUGUCGGUGUACGAACCAGAUAAGUCAUUGACAAAACUACCAAAAAAUGUGUUUCCGGAAUCAGCCACAAUACGUCACAUUCAGAUUUCUCAGUCCAACAUUGAAGAAUUGCAUGACGAAUCUUUGCGCCCACUGAAGCCGCACCUGGAAAGUUUCAGUCUAGUAUCUGCUCGGUUGAAAGAAAUUCCACAAAAAGCUUUCAAGGGUCUUAAUAAACUUAUUGCCCUGGAUCUGGAAGACAAUGAGAUUACCGAGAUCCCGAGUUAUUCUUUUUACGGCCUGAAGUUAAUGAAAUUAAGCCUUAAAGGGAAUCGACUGCAGAGUGCGACCGACUAUUCAUUCGCCGGACUCGAAGCAACAAUUUCAGAUUUGGACAUGUCAGAAAACAAAUUACAAUCCUUUCCGAUGAAUGCACUACGACGCCUGGAACAGCUACGCCACCUGCGGUUAUCCUUCAACGACAUCAGUGUUAUGUCUAGUGAUACAUUCUCUCAUUUGAAUUCGCUCCUUUUUUUAGAUCUUAGUUUUAAUAAUUUCCAAUUCGUGAAUCGGGACACUUUUAAAAUAUGCCUGGCCAUAAGAACGUUGUCGUUAUACUACAAUGUGAUUGAAAAAGUUCACGAAGAAACAUUUAUAAUGUUACGAGACUUGGAAAGUCUCGAUUUGAGUCAUAAUAAGAUUGUUUAUUUAGAUCCAAAGACUUUUAGAAGUAACAAAAAAAUUCGUACAAUUGAUUUAAGUCAUAAUCACUUGCACUAUAUUAACGGAGUAUUCGCAUUUUUACCUGACCUCAAAGAAGUCUUCUUAAGUGAAAAUAAUAUUUUGGAAAUUAAACAAGAUGCGUUUAGUGAGUCGACAAAUUUAUUAGUGAUAUUUAUGCAGGACAACGCCAUAUCUCGAAUAGAUCCGAAAGCAUUUUCAACGUUAACAAAUUUAACACAAUUACAUUUAAGUUCGAAUUUCAUUUCUUAUUUGCCACGCGAAAUAUUCAGUUAUAAUUAUAAUUUAACCUCCCUGAGUCUCGACAGCAACUGGCUAGUUGAUUUAGAGCCAGGUACUUUCGAGAGAACACUCGCUCUGAGAGAGAUUAGACUGCACAAUAAUAGAAUUCAGUCUAUACACAAAGGCAUAUUCAAUCCAUUGCCCGAAUUGUUAGAACUACAUUUACAACACAAUGAAAUAACUUCAGUUGAUGAGACUGCCUUUUCUACGCUACAAAGUUUACAGCACAUAAAUCUACAGGGUAAUUUAAUUGCAUAUUUAGCUGACGUCUUUCCGCAGAAUUCGACCGCUUUAGUAUCUUUACAGUUGGAUUUUAAUGUAAUUACGAUAAUAAACAAUAAUACUUUUAAAGGACUUUCUAAUGUACAAAUGAUGUAUCUAGGACAUAAUCGGCUGAAAGAAAUAAAAAAAGUUAUUUUCAAAGACUUAGCACUAAUUCAAAAAUUGUAUUUAAAUAAUAAUAGCAUAUGUGAAAUAGAAGAUAAAGCCUUUCAAUCAAUGAGCUUAUUGAGAUUUCUAGAUUUAAAUCUAAAUCAUAUAAACCAAAUUACUUCGAAAACUUUUGCGGAACUGCACGAAUUGGAAGAGCUCAAUCUGUCUCAAAACUUCAUCGGAAAGAUAGAAGGCAAGGCACUAGUAAAUCUGAAAAAGCUAAGAAAGCUGGAUUUGUCGUUUAAUCCUCUGAAAGUUUUACACAAUUCGAUUUUCCAGGAAGGAUUACCGAUUAGGAUACUCAGUUUGGUUAACUGUUCUAUUUCCAAGAUCGAGCAGGACGCUUUUCGCAGCCUGAAUAAUCUCAACCACUUAAGCCUGGCUAACAAUGAAUUAUCCGUCCACGAUCUUUCAAAUCUAGACAUUCCCGGAUUGAGAGUUUUGAACUUGGCCUAUAAUAACUUGAGCAAUUUAGAUGACAAGGCUUUAAAUAAUUUACCUUCUCUGCAAGUGAUUUCUCUUGAAAAUUGCACUAUUGGCAAUUUACACGGAGGAGUAUUCAGAAAAAAUAAAAACUUAAUACAAAUAGAUUUGAGUGGGAAUUUUUUAAAAGAACUACCUCCCCCAAUAUUUGCUCAAUUGAAUAUUUUAAAAGAGCUUAAAUUGAAUUUUAAUCAAUUAAGUCAACUACCAUAUUUAGCCCUUUCAAACAUAUCAACAAUGGAAACUUUAUCGCUGGCGCACAACAAUCUCAAUACUCUGGAAGUUUAUCAACUAAACGGCAUGCCAAACUUGAAAUAUCUCAAUUUCGGUUAUAAUUCCAUAUCCGGAUUGACGGGAUUCAGUUCGACAAACUUAAAUCAACUUUUGUCGGUCGAUUUGGGCGGCAAUAAAUUGUCAACGUUGCCGGCGAAUUUUUUUCGCAAUUCGCAUCUCCUGAGGCGAGUCGACCUUUCGGGGAAUCGAUUCCAGCAUAUGCCGAACGCUGCUUUAUCUGAAAUCACCCUACUGGGACUCGGAUGGUUGAAUAUCUCUGGGAAUCCCAUAGUAAACAUGCACGAUAAUGGACCCGUACGGAGUUAUGCCGCACUCGAAGAGAUGCAUUUACAAUACAGUGAUCUACUCGUCAUUACGAGUAAAGAAUUUGAAUUAUUCCCGUCAUUGCUCCACGUCUAUCUAAGCUACAACAAAAUACUAAAAAUAUCUCCUGGAGCUUUUAGUUCACUGAAUCAUCUUAUUACGCUCGAUAUUGGGAUGAAUCAAAUCCAGAUUAUUCCGCAGGAGCGUUUGUAUGGACUGAAUAAUCUUCGGGUACUCAACAUAACGCACAACCUUUUGAAAGAGUUAGAUGAGUUUCCACAAAAUAUAAAAUCGUUACAAAUUUUGGACAUAUCGUAUAAUAGGAUAACUAGGAUUAAGAAGACCACAUUCAUUUACUUAUCGAACUUGGCCGAGCUAUAUUUGGGCGGAAACUGGAUUUCUACCGUUGCACCUGAAGCUUUCCGACCGCUUAAUAAGCUAAGAACUUUGGAUCUCAGCAAAAACUUUUUGGAACACGUACCACUCGAAGCGUUUAAGCCUUUGGAAACCCAAAUUCGUAAUAUACGAACCGAAGAUAACCCUUUGGUUUGUGCCUGCGACUCAGAAGAACUAUGGGAAUGGUACAAAGAUCACAGAAAGCAAAUGCAACAUCCAGAAAAUAAACAAAUAAAGUGCGAACAUCCAGAAAAGUUGAGGGGCAAAGUAUUUAUAGAAUUAGACCCCGAACAAUUUUGCGAUCAGCCCAUGGUAAUCAAAUUGGGAAUCCAAGAUAUCCAACCGUUUUCAGUUAUAGUAUCGUGGCAGAGCAGAAAUCAUUCGGGACUUCAUGGAUAUCAAGUCGCUUAUUAUUCUUCUGAAACCACCGAGGAGAUAAAAGGAAAAAUUCUGGAUCAAUCAGCUCGUUCGCUAAAAUUAACCCAUCUCUAUCCCGGCAUCAGAUAUCGAAUUUGCGUGCUGGCAUUAGGCAAUUGGGUGUCUUCGCGUCUCAAACCAACAUCAGGGUCUCGACUGAUGAUGAGAAAAACUGUCCCGUUUAGAAACGAUACUAUUCCAGAGGACUUCGAAGCCCUUCAAGACGAUGUUUUACCGCUCCUGGUCGAUUCCGCCACAAGUAGAUGUACGGAGGUUCUGACAUUGGGAGCUCCAGACCUCGACAUCUUGCAAGAUCAUUCCAUGGGGGUCCAAUCCAUCUUAACGCGAAGAUUGGGUUUAAUCGUCGGAUGCUGUUUGGGAUUCGUGGUUUUUAUUUUUCUGAUCUCGAUUCUAGGAUAUCUAAAGAUCAAAAAGCAACGACGUAACUUGAAACGAGACCAGCCGACCGUACCUCCGGAAUACAUGUCUUAUCGCCAUUUUUCCAUCCAGGGCGGUGAGUCUACCGAACGCUCUGGCCAUCCUCAUUUUAUCACCGACAUGAAUAAUACAACGACGAUCAACUAGAUUUCCAUCAUUCCAAUGUAAAGUUUGUAUACAUGAAAAUUUAGAAUUAGGAUUUGUAAAAUUUGUAGAAAAGUUUAAUUGUUUUUAGUUAUUCGACAUCUCAUUAACAUACAGGGUAAAUUCUAUUUGAUUAUCGUUGUCAGCAUUUGGCUCAAAAUUUUCAUUGUCAAUGGAAGAACAAGAGAGUGUGUAGAUAAAGCACAAACAUUAUUAUAUAUGUAUAGAAUCCGCGGUAAAUUAAAUCCUGGUUUCAACAAGUGACAGAUAAUUGAGUAGAAGUGAGGCUUGAAAACCUAUGUAUAUAUCAAAACGAUAAAUCACUGUACAGAUAGUAAUUUAUGUAUCUUUCAUAAGUUUUGAAACAUAAAUUUUCCGAAAAAUGGACAUUAAAUAAAAAAAUCUGUUUUACUGUCUAAGGCCCUCCUCUGGCUCUAGAUAUCUCAAUAGCUUCCAAAUCACAUUAAAAAUUAUUAUUGUCCACAAAAUUGCUCAUCAUAGAAAUAGGAUGGUUUUAUUUGCGUUUUAUGGCAAAACCCAUAAAUUCCUUACGACUUUAUAGGACCGGACUUAUUAUUUCAUAAAUCCUGACUUUAUCAAAUAAAACUUUUCUAUGUCAUAGUCACUCUCAAUGAGAGUUUUCAUAAAUAAAAGUUUUCAAUUCGACAUCGACUUAUAUUUAGUUCUUUUCUAUGUGAUCACAUGUCCUAGAAAUUCUACUGUUUCAUGUAAGUAUUCCGAAUUAUCUAAUUGAUAUCUAAUAACUUUGCAAAUACUUAUUCAAGUUCUUUCAGAUGUAACCUUGAAAAUAUUACAAAUAAGACAACUUUUGCUAUAGUAUCCAGAUUUUUGAAAUGUUGCUGGUGAAUUUUUUAAACCAAAUGGCAUUGAGGUGAACUGAUGACCAUUUUCUACAUUGAACAUUUUUUUUUGUACUAAAUCUUGUCAGGAAUGUUUUUUUUUUUUACUUUUUGAAUAAAUUAUGAGUGCGUUAUUAAUAGACACAUACUAUAUAUAAAUUAUUCUGAUUUGAGGCAUUUAUUUCAAUAAUUAUUUUGACGGUAAAUAAUCGUGGAAAGUUUACAUUAUUAUUGAUCUUUUUCUCACUGCGAAAGUUAUUCGUUACUUUAUUUAUCUAUCUUAUAUUAUGUUUAUUCCUUAAAAUUCUUUUUGUUUAUUUCUGUUCUUAAAACAAUGUAUCUUAAAAUCAAAUAAAAUAUUUCUUGAUCGUUAUCUAGGUAGGUAUCUAUCUCUCUUGUUCUUUCGUCCAGACAUACAUAAUACAACGAUGGAUAGUACGUCUAUCUCAAGUGCUUUAAACUAAUAAUUGUGCUUAGAUUCACAGAUUUUUUUUUAGAAUGGAUUCAAAAUCAAAAAUGCUUUUAUUGAAAACCUUUCACUGGCCACUAGUAGUUUUUUCUAAUCAAAAGUUAUUUUGUAACAUGGCAAAAGGAAACAAAAAAUAUCGAAAAGUAUAGGUAUAUGGACUCUAAUAAAUUGAAAAAUAAGUAAAUGUAUAUGAGAGUUACUUGUCGGCUAGAAAAUCACGAUUUAAUAAAAACGUUAACAGUUAAGUUUUAUAAAUUUUACACUUUUUGUUUGUAUUAUAGUAUGGAGCAAUUAUAAAGCCAACAAAAUAGGCAUUUGUGCGUCAAGUUAUUCUAAUUCUUCAAGAUUUAUAGACAGUUUUAUAUUCAAAAUCAUACAAAAAAUAAAUUAAAAAGAAAUAUAAUAAAAUGACGCAAACAAAAUGCGCAGGUACCAUUUGUAUACAUAUAAAUUAAAUAGAAG
Molecule: messenger RNA, 6254 nt
Organism: Ceutorhynchus assimilis (cabbage seed weevil)
Lineage: Eukaryota; Metazoa; Arthropoda; Insecta; Coleoptera; Curculionidae
Source: the annotation of a GenBank genome assembly